Diaporthe amygdali is the source of this 2358-nucleotide messenger RNA. RefSeq lists its product as uncharacterized. Bases 1 to 2358 code for a protein of 785 amino acids. The record is from RefSeq and is a predicted model, not a curated record. NCBI's taxonomy places the organism in Eukaryota, Fungi, Ascomycota, Sordariomycetes, Diaporthales, Diaporthaceae. The transcript has 3 exons.
AUGCGUUUCCAAUCAGCUGGGGCUCUCGCCUCUCUCCUGCUCUUCUCCCGCGUGGCCGUCGGAGCUGCCCUUCCGGACGCAGCAGAUGCCACCCUCUUAGCUGAGGACGACGAUACUUGCGACCCGGACCUUGAGGAGACUGUCACUGCUACAGUCGUACCUCUUUCUUCUGCCAUCGCAAGCCCUUCGCAAACUGGCAUCGCGUCCAACCCUCAAAGCAGCGCUGCUCCUCUGGCCGCCAACGGCACGGUGCCCACGCCCGCCUCUGAGCAGCUGACCACUCUGACCGUGCUGUCGACCCAAGUUCGAACAGUCAUCAGCUGUGCCCCGACCGUUACCAACUGCCCGGCCGAUUCUUCAUCCCUCUCCGAACUGGCCUCCACAGCGCCCGAGCAGGUGUCUACCGUGCUCGUCACGGACGUUGUGCAGCUCGCCACGACUAUUUGCCCCGUGACAGCCGCUGAAUCAGUGUCCUCCAGCGUCAUUUCUGUUGCUGCGACAGGUGGAAUCACUGGUACAACCCUCACGGCGUCGUCGACCAGCUCGGGUUUUCUCCCGGGUUCCCUCCCGACUGACGCCUCACGCCCUUCGGAAUCUGGGGCUGGCAACGGUCCUCUGCCAUCCGGAGAGGCCGCCAGCUCUUCUGGAAUUUCUCCUGUUCUCCCAUCCGAGUCUGCUGCUGACGUCCCCUCUGGCUCUGCCGUUCCUCCCCAAGAGAGCGCUUCGCCCGAGACAAGCCCGCCCCCUCAGAGCAACGGAACGACUCUGGGAACGAAUGUGCCUCAGCCUCCUUCAAACAGCACCGGAGUGAAGCCAUUCCCCAUCGGAAACUCCUCCAUUCCUGCCGUUCAGGAAGUGACUUCCACCGUGUACGCCACUAACCUGUACACGGUCACAUCUUGCGCCGCCAGCAUUACGAACUGCCCGGCUGGAAGCUCCAUCGCCACAGAGAUUGUCCCUAUCUCUACGACAGUUCUGACAAGCACGCUUGCCUCAUCUGAACUUGCUUCGCUCUCCUCGGUUGCCGCUAUAACAGGUGCCCCUGAAACCACACCCACCCCUGUCGGUGAGCAGACGACUUUGACUGUUCAGGUCACACACCUUCACACUGUCAUUUCUUGUGCCCCUACCGUCACAAACUGCCCAGCUGCCACCAACACCCAGGAAGUCUCCGCUGCCAUCUCGUCCCUGGGAAGCUCUGCCGUUCAACCAGUCAUUGUAACCAGUAUUGUCGGCGAAACGACCACUGUAUGCCCCGUUGCUGAGGCCUCUGCUGUGUCAUCACAAGUUGGUGCCAGCUUGAGCUCUGCUGUGGUGACUACUACUGUCAGCGGUUCCGCAUCUUUCUUCAUUCCAGGUGCCUCUAGCGUCCAGACCGCUGUCGUAUCCCAAACAUCCGUCCUGACAACAGCCACGCCUAUUGUUUCAUACGUCACGGUGACGCUUGGCGAUGGCGUUGAGAGCACCUCUACGAAGAUUGUUGAGCAGCCGCAGACAAUUACCACCGUUCUCCCAGUGGCAUCGGCCUCAUCAUCUGUCGACGCCGUCGCUGUAUCGUCGUCCACGGCAGUUCUUGUGUCUGUGUCACCCGUCGUGUCUGUCAUAACAAUCACUCUGGGCGAUGGCUUCGAGAGGACGUCUACCAGUUCUUUGGAAGUUUCACAAACGGUGACAACGGUUGUGGCUGUUCCUACAACCCAAGCAGCUGAGACCCCAGGGGCCGAGACGCUCCAAACCACUGUCCUCAGCACCAGCAUCGUGCAAGUCCCAAGUGUGGUUACCAUCACGGUUUCGGGUGUAGCUCAGGAGUCUAGCACCGUUAUCGAGUCGACCAGCGUUCAUACUUCGGUGGUGCAGCCUUCGGCCAGCGCCUCAGCCUCGGAAGUUGUGUCAAAUGUUGUUUCGACCAUAUACGAGACAGUCACUUCGCAGAUCCCCGUCGAGACAAUCCUUACUGUCACCCUUGGCGAUCAAGUUCUCACUUCCACCAUUUCCACGGCAGCCGCUGUGCAAACUCCAGAAACGACUGCCCCGCCGCAAGUCUCAACGGUCUAUGUCACCGUGGGCUCUGGCUCGGAGACUAGCGUCCUGACAAGCACGUUCACGGCGAGCGAGGUCGUUGCCAAGGACACGCAGACCCUGACUUUGACAGGCAGCGCCGGUAUCGUCUCGACAUACACCCUGACCCUGAGCCAGGCCACGACUGUGACUCAGGAGGCGCCCAAGCCAACUAAUCAAGGCAACGUCGCCAGUGCAUGUGUGCCGUCCACCGUCACUCUUGUCAGCGUGUCGACACUCUGUGCACGCAAUGGCAAUGCUUGUGCUACUGCCACGAACCUCCCUUUGGUGAGGUUUUAA